AUGAUGUCCCCAACCCGCCGCGUGUCUCAAACCUCCAAGUUCACCCUCUCCCCUCACCAAUCUCGAACCACACCCUCAGGAACCACAGAAAUGCCACGCCAACCCCCCAACAUAACAAUAAUACACCCGGACCUCGGCAUUGGCGGCGCAGAACGCCUCAUCAUCGACGUCGCCCUCGCUCUCCAAUCCCGCGGCCACAAAGUCACCAUCUACACCUCCCACCGCGACACGGGCCAUUGCUUCGACGAGGCGCGCGACGGAACACUGGAUGUGCGCGUGCGCGGGAAUACGAUCUUCCCGGGGAGUGUCGCGGGGAGGGGCCAUGUGCUUAUGGCGGUGUUGAGGCAGGUGCAUUUGACGCUUUCUGUGCUGGGGGAGCUUGCUACAGCCGGUCCGAUGACAACGACGACGGAUGAGAAGGUGGAUGAGGUAGAGGAGGUGUUCAUAAUCGACCAACUCGCUGCGUGCGUACCGAUUCUUAAACUCCUCGGUGAAGGCUUCGCGCAUGCGACUCGCGGCAAGCAGCGGAUUCUGUUCUACUGUCACUUCCCAGACCAGCUACUCGCUCGCCGCGAUGAGAGGAAUACACUCCUGCGCCUCGCAAAGGCAAUAUACCGAUAUCCGUUCGAUUGGUUCGAGGGGUGGGCGAUGAGCGCUGCGGAUCGGGUUGUUGCGAAUUCGAGGUUUACGAGGGGUGUUGUGGGAGAUGUUUUUGGGAAGGAUACGUUGGGGGAUGUCAGCGUCGUUUAUCCGUGUGUUGAUACGGCGGAGAAGGAGAAGAAGAUUGGUGAAGAUGGAGUUGAGGGGGAGCUUUGGGGAGGGAAGAAGAUUCUGUUGAGUAUUAAUCGGUUCGAGAGGAAGAAGGAUAUGGGGCUUGCGAUUCGGGCGUAUCAUGGGCUUGGAGAGGAGAGGAGACGGAGGACGAGGUUGGUUAUCGCUGGCGGCUACGACAACCGCGUCCAGGAAAACGUCCAAUACCACAAAGAACUCGACACCCUCGCCACAACCCUCGGCCUCCAAACCGCAACCUCUAAAACCAUAAUCUCUGCGCUCUCCGUCCCCGACUCCAUCGAUGUCCUCUUCCUCCUCUCUGUCCCCACCGCGUUCCGCGAUACCCUCCUUUCACAAGCAAAACUGCUGCUCUACACCCCCGUUAACGAACACUUUGGCAUCGUCCCUGUUGAAGCUAUGCACGCUGGUAUUCCGGUGCUGGCGUCGAAUACCGGUGGGCCGUUGGAGACUAUCGUCGAAGGUGAGACGGGGUGGUUGCGUGAUGCGAACAAGGUUGAUGACUGGACGGAUGUCAUGGAUAAGGUGCUCUACGGCCUGGACCAGGAGAGUACCCAGCACAUGGCUGUCGCCGGAAAGACAAGAGUCGAAGAGGAAUUCUCGCUAAGGGCAAUGGGAGACCGGCUCGAGGAGAAUAUUGGGGAAAUGCUGCGCAGCGAGAGACGCCCGUUUAACGGGUCACAGCAGCUACUGGUUCUGCUGAGUCUUUCGGGUGUGCUUCUCUCGGUUCUCGCAUUCUGGACCAUCAAGGCGAUGUAG
Messenger RNA from Aspergillus chevalieri, 1548 nucleotides. It is a transcript of the gene ALG2, whose product is annotated as GDP-Man:Man(1)GlcNAc(2)-PP-dolichol alpha-1,3-mannosyltransferase. The transcript has 2 exons. The coding region runs from base 1 to 1548 and encodes 515 amino acids. The record is from RefSeq and is a predicted model, not a curated record. NCBI's taxonomy places the organism in Eukaryota, Fungi, Ascomycota, Eurotiomycetes, Eurotiales, Aspergillaceae. Gene Ontology annotation, molecular function: GDP-Man:Man(1)GlcNAc(2)-PP-Dol alpha-1,3-mannosyltransferase activity; alpha-1,3-mannosyltransferase activity.